Molecule: messenger RNA, 506 nt
Organism: Dermacentor silvarum
Lineage: Eukaryota; Metazoa; Arthropoda; Arachnida; Ixodida; Ixodidae
Product: barrier-to-autointegration factor
Exons: 3
Coding region: 23-448 (141 amino acids)
Molecular function (GO): DNA binding
Source: RefSeq, a predicted model, not a curated record
CCAUGGUGACGGCUGCAGAAGAAUGAAGAGGAAAAGGACGUUGCGUCGCGCGCGACGAGAAGGCGAGCAGCGCAUUUACACGCCGUAUUCAGAACGUCUGCACUCUCCACUCGUUCGCCUCUGCAGCGCUUUACGCUUCGACACCUAUUCCGUUUUACCAGCGCAAAACCGAGCCAUGUCUUCGACGUCACAGAAGCACCGGAACUUUGUCUCCGAGCCCAUGGGGGAGAAGGACGUGACGGACCUUGCCGGUAUUGGCGACGUCCUCGGCAAGCGGCUGAAAAACAAAGCGUUUGAUAAGGCCUAUGUCGUCCUUGGGCAGUUCUUGGUGAUGAAGAAGAACAAGCAAAUGUUUGAAAGCUGGUUGAAAAGUACCUGCGAUGCCAACAGCAAGCAAGCGGGAGACUGCUACCAGUGCUUGCACGACUGGUGCCAGGAGUUCUUGUAAACUUUUACCCACUCGGGCACUGUCCUCACUGUAAAGCUAAUGCCCCGUUCACACCGCA